Conger conger (European conger) is the source of this 1376-nucleotide messenger RNA. RefSeq names its product acidic (leucine-rich) nuclear phosphoprotein 32 family, member B (gene anp32b). The transcript has 7 exons. The record is from RefSeq and is a predicted model, not a curated record. Gene Ontology annotation, molecular function: histone binding. Gene Ontology annotation, biological process: regulation of apoptotic process. Bases 176 to 955 code for a protein of 259 amino acids. Gene Ontology annotation, cellular component: nucleus. Lineage: Eukaryota; Metazoa; Chordata; Actinopteri; Anguilliformes; Congridae.
GACUGCCGUUUCCCUCCAUGGUAUCUCCUCUCCGCGAGUAACUUGGCGUUUGGCUCAGUUCAUUUUAGUUCCCAUUUUCUCCCUCCAUUCGGGCAUCUCUCUGCUUUUUGGAUUGAUUUUUUUUUUUAAAAAUCCACCAAAAUCCAAGAGGGGAAAAAAACUUUUAAAGGGGAAGAUGGACAUGAAAAAGAGGAUUCAGUUGGAGCUCAGAAACAGGCCACCGUCUGAUGUACGAGAACUAGUUCUGGACAACUGCAGGUCCAACGAAGGGAAAAUCGAAGGCCUCACUGCAGAAUUUGUGAAUCUUGAGUUUCUCAGCUUGAUAAAUGUUGGCUUGAUGUCGGUUUCCAACCUUCCCAAGCUUGGAAAAUUGAAAAAAUUGGAGCUCAGCGAUAACAGAAUUUCCGGUGGCCUUGAUGUUUUGGCAGAAAAGCUCCCGAACCUCACGCAUCUAAACCUGAGCGGGAACAAGCUGAAGGACAUCAGCACGCUGGAACCCUUGAAAAAGCUGGACAACCUGAAGAGUCUGGACCUUUUCAACUGCGAAGUGACAAAUCUGAACGACUACCGGGAGAGCGUGUUCAAGCUUCUGCCUCGGCUAACUUACCUGGACGGCUACGACAUGGAGGACCGGGAGGCGUCUGAUUCGGAAGGGGAGGCGGACGGUGUCGACGAUGACGACGACGAAGGGGAGGAGGAAGAUGAAGAUGGAGAGGAAGAAGAUUUUGAUGAAGAUGAUGAUGACGAUGAUGAGGAAGUAGAAGGCGAGGGGGAGGAUGAAGAUGUGAGUGGAGAGGAUGAGGAGGAAGACUUUGGGCCCGACGGAGGGGUUGAUGAUGACGACGAUGACGACGAUGAUGAUGAGGACGAAGAAGAGGAGAGUGGGAAGGGCGAAAAGCGAAAGCGUGAAGUGGAAGACGAAGACGAUGAUGAUGACGACGAUGAGGAGGAUUAAAAAGCCAGCGAACGUCCAGUUAUCCCCCAUCCCCCGUUCCCCACCAUCCUCAGGCCUCUGUCCCGCUGUAGAAGUGGACUGGAGUCGGGUGCGUUUCGGCUGUGCGGGCGUGGCAUUUCCACACGCUCGCACUCAAAUCCUCUGUGUACAUCCGUGUCAGGACUUUGGGGACUGGUAUCUAGUUUGGGAUCUCUGCUUUUAAUAUUCUGUUGGAGGAUUCUUUUCUUUUUAUUUCGUUUGUUUUUUGUUUACCCCCCCCUCACCCAUUAAGAUUAUUGCUAUAGCAACAAAGGGCAGUGGGUGAGCCAUGGUUCUUCUCCCCUCUCCCCCAUGGCCUCCUGUUGCACAAAUCAAGGUUGUAGCUACACUUUUUACUUUCUGUAAGUCGACAAACCUUUGUAAAUAAAAUCUUAACAUUUUG